AUGGAGAACUCAGGUGCAAUAUCGCCAAUCGACCGACGCAUGGCGAGAGCACAAGAAACGGCCCUAGCCCGAUUCUACGGUCUCCCAAAAGUGCACAAAGAGGGCGCUCCUCUCCGGCCUAUCGUGUCACUAAAGGGCACUCCAACCUACGGACUGGCAAAGUGGCUGUUCCAACGUCUCAAGUUUCUGACCUCCGAUUCGAACACCACAGUCAGCUCGUCAACGCAAUUCUUGGAGAAACUUAAAGGAGUAAGUCUCCUGCCAAGCGAUAUCAUGGUUUCCUUUGAUGUCACGUCCCUUUUUACUUCUAUCCCGCAGGACCUGGCAGUCGAGACAAUCGAACUACUCCUACGAGAGAAGUACGACGAAACGGAGAAUCGCCUCGGACACGCCCAAAUCAUCCAGCUCCUGAAGUUCUGUCUCAAGACGUACUUUACAUUCGACGGAACAAUCUACGAGCAGGUGAAGGGAACGCCAAUGGGUUCGCCGAUUUCGGGACUCAUAGCCGAGGCGGUCCUUCAACGGCUGGAGUCGCUGGUUUUCCGACACCAUAGACCGACAUUCUGGGCUCGGUAUGUGAAUGACACCUUCGUCGUCAUCGAACGGGAUCAGGUGCUGACUUUCAAAGAACAACUCAACGCCGUCUUCCCGGACAUUCAAUUUACGAUGGAGGAGGAGGAAAACAAUCAGCUGGCCUUCCUGGAUGUCCUCGUCUGCCGCAAAGAUUGUGGUGGCCUAAAAACCAAAGUGUUCAGGAAAGCGACAAAUACGACGCAAAUACUGAACUUCAAUAGCAACCACCCCAUCAGUCACAAACGCAGUUGCGUAAGGGCGCUAUACCGGCGUGUUGAGACGCACUGCAGUGAAAUGGAAGACAAGGUUGCUGAAUUACAAUAUCUUCGACGGGUAAUGAGAGCCAAUGGCUACCCGCGCAACUUUGUCAACCAGUGCAUACGAAAAGGACACCAGAGACCAAAUCCAACUAGCCCCAAAUUUUGGCGGGUUCUUCCGUACGUGAAUAACGUCUCGGAAGCCGUCAGUCGUCUUCUCACUCCACUUGGAGUUGGGGUUGCACACAGGCCGGAAGCAACCAUUAGACGCCAAGUAAUGAGGCCAAAAGACCCGCUGCCACGGCAGGAAACGUCUGGAGUCGUUUUUGGAUCUGGUGUAGUUGCGGAAAAAGCAAUUAUGUCGGAGAAACUGGGAGAUUACUCCGUACGCGACUUGCCGAGCACGCAGCAGCAGUGA
Spirometra erinaceieuropaei is the source of this 1248-nucleotide messenger RNA. Lineage: Eukaryota; Metazoa; Platyhelminthes; Cestoda; Diphyllobothriidea; Diphyllobothriidae. The record is from the annotation of a GenBank genome assembly.